This is a messenger RNA of Carassius auratus (goldfish), 930 nucleotides long. RefSeq names its product nectin-4-like. NCBI's taxonomy places the organism in Eukaryota, Metazoa, Chordata, Actinopteri, Cypriniformes, Cyprinidae. The record is from RefSeq and is a predicted model, not a curated record. Gene Ontology annotation, biological process: homophilic cell-cell adhesion; heterophilic cell-cell adhesion. The coding region runs from base 70 to 891 and encodes 273 amino acids. The transcript is spliced from 6 exons. Gene Ontology annotation, cellular component: adherens junction.
UUGAAAAGUUUUUAUAAGAUGAACUGGUGUUAUGCAGCUUGUGUUGUUGCUCGAUGGAAAUGAAAGCUUAUGAUGGACUUACAUAAUGUGUUUAUUCCUCUACUUCUGUCUUGCACGUCUGUGUUUACAGUACUUUAUGGACAGAAAGUUGUCACUGAUCCUAAGGUUACUGUGUACCAGGGUAAUGAUGUCACACUGUUAUGCCAAUAUAUCCAUCGAAGCUCAGAAGACAAAAUUACACAAGUGCAGUGGACAUGGCAGAAUCAGUCCAGUGAAUAUAAAAUCAUGGUCUUUAACAAUGAUUAUGGUCUUCAUAUACAUGAGACACCCCUGAAAGACAGAGUCAGCUUCAGUAAGAGCUCUCCUUCAAUCGACGAGGCCUCCAUCAUCAUCAGAGAUGUGAAGAUAAGUGAUCAGGGACUUUACAGCUGUGACAUCACAAUCUUCCCUGGAGGGAGUCUUACAGGACAAACCACUCUUAUAGUGUUAGAAGGAGCUCCUCUUGCUGAUCUGUCCACAGACAGUCGUCCUGUUCUGUCCACCGCUGAGGCUGUAGGGAUUGGGACUGCUGUAGUGAUCAUCACUCUGAUUAUUGUUGUUGUGGGGUAUCUAUUCCUGCAAAACAGACGACGAACCGGCAGAACUUUCACUUAUUACACAACUCAGAGCCCCAGUGACCUACAACAGGAUGUCACAUAUUCUGAUGUCACAAUACUGAAAUCAGGCAAGGCUAACAGAAGCACCUCAACAUCAGGUGACAUUGAAUAUGCUGCGGUUUCCUUCAGCGGUCGUUCAGAAUCAGCGUCACUGCGAGCAUCAGCCAGUCAGAUGGCUUUGGGUUCCCACACAGCAGAGCAGGACACUGUGUAUGCACAGGUGAAGAGAGACUGAUUUUGAGUAAAAAUGUCAAAACUUAUUGUCCUAUUAAGA